AUGUCAGGAAAUGGUGGCUUAUCUUUGGGAAGCCUAAUUCUGGCUUGCCAGUUCAUAAAGAAGUACUUUUUUCUCUUGGACUUGAAAAGAGCAAAGGAGAGUAUCAAGCUUGGUUACGCCUGCAGUCCUUGUGUUUGGGAUACUUUUAUUGAAGGAUUGACAGAAAUGGCAAGUUCCAAUCCUGCAUAUAUGGAGAUGGAAGAAGGAGACUUACCAACAAGAUUGUUAUUGAAUGAUUCAGUUCCCUUUGACAAUCCUUUGUUGAUUGCUUAUGCUGCCCGAUUGUAUGAGAAGUUUGGAGAAUCUGCCCUUCAGUCCUUAAUCAGGUUUUACCCAUCUGUUUUGCCUUCGGAUGUCAUGCAACUUUGUCAUCAUCAUCCUGCUCAGUUUUUGGCCUAUUUAGACAGUCUGGUGAAAUCGAGGCCUGAAGAUCAACGGCCAUCCUUCCUUGAGUCCCUUCUACAACCAGAGUCUUUGAGAUUGGAUUGGCUGCUUUGGGCCGUGUCCCACGAUGCUCCCCCAAGCACAAGCACGAUGGACAAUGAAGGAAACCCCAGGCCUCAUUCACACUUGUGUUCGUGGGGUUAUAGCCAGCUGAUGCUUCAUCUCAUUAAACUACCUGCAGAUUUUACAACCAAAGAGAAAAUGACUGACAUCUGUAAGUCUCAUGGUUUCUGGCCUGGAUAUCUUUCUCUUUGUUUGGAGCUGGAAAGAAGAAGAGAGGCCUUCACCAACAUUGUGUGCCUAAAUGAUAUGAGCCUGAUGGAAGGGGACAAUGGUUGGAUCCCAGAGACUGUGGAGGAAUGGAAGCUUCUGCUACAUCUCGUACAGAACAAGAGCAGGAACCCCCAGAAGUCACCAAAUGGAAACUUCAGUGAUGGGCCUCCCCCCAUCAACGUGGAGAAUGUGGCACUCCUGUUAGCUAAGGCCAUGGGCCCAGAUCGGGCCUGGUCACUGCUACAGGAAUGUGGUUUGACCCUGGAGCUGUCAGAGAGGUUUACCAGAACCUGCGAUAUCCUAAGGAUUGCUGAGAAAAGGCAGAGAGCCUUGAUACAAAGCAUGCUUGAAAAAUGUGAUCGGUUUCUCUGGUCUCAGCAGGCCUAGUGGAAGAAGAUUCAGCAAAUGUCACAAUGCUUUGAGAAAAACUGAACCAUGCUCCUGAACCUCCUGAGUGCAUUUGCUGUUGAAGGAAAGUAGCACUCAGGAUGUUUUGAGAAGUGACGGAGGUCAUGAAUGUGAUGAAUGUGAAGCACGGAGCAGGCGCCUGGCACAGAGUACAGGGAGAGCCAUCUCUUGGUGACACAUGAGACUAAAGUGCAGGGCAGUAGAGCUUGUGACGCUGCCCAGGAACACGUGUUAGCUGUUGUGUGAGAGGAUUAGAAGAUCCUUGCACCCAGAAGUGAUCAGACCCGGGUAAGCUGGUUCUUACGAACCCGGGAGAGUGGGAGCACCAAAACUGCAGGUACGAAUGUCCUUGUAUGUGUUAAAUGUCCCUUCCUGCCCAAGGCUCCAAACCUUGUGAUCGUCCUUGCCUCUCCCCUCCUCAACCCUCACAUGCCACCGCUAGGGAAAUCCUCUCAGUUCUGUGUUGGUGGUGGUUUCCACUGGUCAUUCCCCGUCCGCCCUCCCCCGCACCCCCUCGCCAUCUCUCUUGCUGCCAGUCCACGUUCUCAUUUCUUCUUGCCUGCCUAGACAGUCGGAGCAGUCUUAGUGACCUUUCUUUCUUCACUUGUAAACACUGCCUUCCCCCCGCCCCCCGCCACCACCACUCAGUCUCAGCUCCCUAAAAUACAAGCACCUAGGCAUCACCCAGGGCAGGUGAUUCACAGCCCUGCCACACAUUAGAGUCAGCACAGGAGCUUGUGAAAAAUACUGAGUCGGGGAUCCUGCCCCAGGCCUGGGAUCUGUAGAUCAAGGGUCUAAUACAAUCCUCAGCCGGCCUCCUACCCCCACAUUGUUCCUAGAUUUAGAUAGAGAGUGACCCUGGUUUACGGAUAAACCCGUCUUGGUCUCAUGGGAAGUUAAUGAGCGGUCCACUACCAGAGUUCUUGUCCUUUUGAGGCACAGCCUUAGUCACACCUCUUCCCAAUCAGAAACUUUCGGUGGCUCCCUUCUGCUUUCAGAAUAAAGCCCAAAUCCUUGAGCUUGUCAUUGAAGGCCCUCUCUGACUUGUUUCCAAAUUCAGUUCCUCAGUUCGAGAGUUUGUCUCUCAUCCUGGAUUCUCUGUUUCGUGGAUACGCUCUGCAUGUGGGCCUCUGCUUGGGCCCCUGCUUAAACCCUGAAGUGUCCUUCGCCCCAGUCCCCUACCUGCUAAAUCCCACUGGGGUUCUGUGCCUUCAGAUUCCACAUGUCAAUUUGGGUUAUUUUACAGAUAACAUAAACAAGGGGCUGAAAUCUCUCUUUGCGCCAGGAAACAGUAACUUCAGAGUGGGGUCAGAGCUUUUCCUACCCCUUCAUUUAGAAGAAAUCUGCAUACCCCUAAACUUCCUGAAUAACACUACAGAGUUGGAACCCAGUGCUGCUGUGUGGAGUCUGGAGUUUCCAGUCAGCCCUGGUCUAAUGGAUCAAAUACAGAUCACAGAAGCAGCCUGGAAAAAUUCCUACUUGAGACACAGUGAGAGAGAGAACCCAAGCAGGGGGAGUGGGAGAGAGAGAAGCAGACUCCCCGCUGAGCAAGGACGCCUGACAUGGGGCUCAUCCCAGGACCCUGGGAUCCUGACCUGAGCUGAAGGCAGACGCUUAAUGACUGAGCCACCCAGGCGCCCAAGCCUCUGAAUUUUUGUUACAAAGACAGACAGAGAUAGUGAGAAGAGAGCAUGAGCAGGGAGGAGAGAGAAGCAGGCUCCCACUGAGCCAGGAGCCCGAUGGUGGGACUCGAACCCAGGACCCUGGGAUCAUGACCUGAGCUGAAGGCAGAUGCUUAAGCGACUGAGCCACCCAGGUGUCCCAAUACUAAACAAUUUUUAAAAACUCCCGUGUGUAACAUGGAUAUUAUCUGAAAUGACUGCCUAGUGUUCCAUUUUAUGUGUGCGAUGCACAUUGUUUGAUGAAUGUUCUCUCCUUUUCCCCCCCUGGACCCUAGUCUGUUACUUACAUUUUUUUCCUCAUAACAAUUUUUUAGUUGAGAUACAAUUCACAUACCAUAAAAUUCACCCUAAGUACUCAGUUCAAGGGUUCCUAUAUAGUCACAAGGUUGUGCAGUCUUCACCUCUGUGCAAUUCCAGAACUUUUCCAUCAUGCCAAAAAGAAACUUCAUACUCUUAGCAGUCACUCCCUAUUAACCCUCCUUCUAGGC
Messenger RNA from Mirounga angustirostris (Northern elephant seal), 3295 nucleotides. RefSeq names its product BLOC-2 complex member HPS5-like. Gene Ontology annotation, biological process: developmental pigmentation. NCBI's taxonomy places the organism in Eukaryota, Metazoa, Chordata, Mammalia, Carnivora, Phocidae. Gene Ontology annotation, cellular component: cytoplasm. The record is from RefSeq and is a predicted model, not a curated record.